AUGGGACUUAAGGCAGAAGAGGAAGAGAAUGGUUGCAAACCUUCUACAGCAUCUUCGGUUGUCCACAACUUCUCUUCACUAGUACUGGCUUCCCCUCCCCCACGCCAAUGUUUGUCUACAUCGCUUUUCAUCAAUAUUCCUAGUCUUGUGGAUGAAGUCUCUAAAGCUGUCCUUGUCAACAGAUUUGACGCAGCAGACAUCAAAGGUGUGAUUGCCAUGGUGGAGUCACAACUUGACACACGGCUAGACAACUUCAUCCUCCUUGUGGGUCGACUACGACCCCUAAAGGAUCCCAACUACAUUCUACAGCCAUUUUUAGAAGUUGUACAAAAUAUGCCAACACGUCAUCUUCACCUCCUCUACAUCGGUUCAAUUGUUAGCCCUCCAUUUGACUUUCAUCAUCAACACAAAUGCAUGCAUUGGAUGGAGUCACUGCCACAGUCACAGGUGCAUGCCUUGAUGACUGUUGCGAUAUGCCUUGUCAAUGCCUCCCUGAGUGAGGGUCAAGCAUUGACCAUCAUGGAGGCCAUGGCACUUGGUUGUCCAGUAGUGGCUCGUAACAUUCCCGCCAACACAGAUCUCAUCCAACACAAUGAAACUGGACUGAUUUUCAAUUCUCCCACCGAAUUGAAGGCGUGUUUGGAGAGCCUCCUCGUCAACGAAGACUUGUAUAAGUCAAUUUCAUCAAGAGCCGCUGAUAAGAUGCGACAACAGGAAUUUCAACUACACACCGAAGCAAUGGCCUACCUCAGAUUGGUGAAGGACAUUCAAACGAUGGAAAGCUAA
Molecule: messenger RNA, 786 nt
Organism: Hydatigera taeniaeformis
Lineage: Eukaryota; Metazoa; Platyhelminthes; Cestoda; Cyclophyllidea; Taeniidae
Source: the annotation of a GenBank genome assembly